Messenger RNA from Ictalurus punctatus (channel catfish), 3468 nucleotides. It is a transcript of the gene dbf4b, whose product is annotated as DBF4 zinc finger B. Gene Ontology annotation, molecular function: zinc ion binding; nucleic acid binding; protein serine/threonine kinase activator activity. NCBI's taxonomy places the organism in Eukaryota, Metazoa, Chordata, Actinopteri, Siluriformes, Ictaluridae. The record is from RefSeq and is a predicted model, not a curated record. Gene Ontology annotation, cellular component: nucleus; Dbf4-dependent protein kinase complex. Gene Ontology annotation, biological process: positive regulation of nuclear cell cycle DNA replication; regulation of cell cycle phase transition. Bases 222 to 2465 code for a protein of 747 amino acids. The transcript is spliced from 12 exons.
GGUUUCCGCACCCUACCUAGUGCACUAGAUGUGUGAUUUUGGGAUUGAACCGCGGAGGACAUUUCGGAGGGGAUUUUGAAAAGCUUGUAUGUUUAUGGAGCUUUGUUCAGGAAGUUAAACGCUUUAACUGGUUUAGCGUUAAAUGGUUUAAACCGCGAUUUAUUUUCUGUUAUUUCCGUCUCUUCCUGUAAUUACAGCGUUCUUGUAAAAGGUGAAGUGUAAUGCAGCGUGCGGUAGCAGUGCGUGAGCCGCUAGGUGCUCUCAUGCCUGGGCCCCGCCCGCUGGAGGGGAAGUCCUUUUACCUGGAUGAGGUGAAGAGUCACUCGUGUGGUGUCCUCACCAAGCUCAUCAUCCGCCUCGGAGGGAACGUCGAGAGUUUCCUCUACAAGGACGUGAACGUCGUCAUCACGGGAAACAGGGACGCCCUGACUGACAUCACGGCCUCGUCGAAAAAGGUCAAAGGUCACGAUGUGGCUCAGCGCCCGGGAACCCCGAGAGCCCCGGUGUGCGGAAGCCGAGGAAAAGCCUUGUUGGAGAAAGCCAUCCGCAAUAAUGAGCAGUUUCAGGGUGGUGCGUUAUCCAGUGCUGCUCGCUACUGGGGGGUGAAGAUCGUGUCUGUAGACCAGUUUAUGAAGGUUGUAGAGGAGCUGAGCUCACACCGCUCCACUCACACACACCGCAGGAGAGAGGAGAAGAAUUCGAGUGAAUGUGCGAGUGUACGUGUCGUCAAAGCUGGCAGCCUGAAGGUGGACUUUGUAAAGGUGGAGGACUCGAGCAGGAAGUACAGGCCGCUGCAUGGCCAGCGUCUGGAUUUCCCCAUGCUGAGCUACACAAGAAGAUUCAGCCCUUUUGAAAGCCCUGCCCCAGUGCACCCUGGGAAGACGAAAGCAGACGAGCUCGGCAAAGAUCAAUCCGGAAAAAGCGAGGCACGGACCCACAGUCAGGAAAAACCCUCGGCAAAUCCUUCCCCUAAAAUGUCGCGCAAGAAGAGGAGCUCGGGCUUCUGCGAGUGCUGCCAGAUAAAGUACAAGCAUCAGGACGAGCACUUGCAGUCGGAUGUUCAUCGGCGCUUUGCGGAGGACGUGAAUAACUACGCCGUGGUGGAUCAGCUGGUGGUUGCCAUGGAAGCUGUUUUCUCGGGAUGUAAAGUUCCGCAGCUUGACGUGCUAACGACGAGGUUGUCGAGCGGCUCCGUGGCGACGCCGUCUGAAACGGUGCGAUGGCGUAAAAGUGAAACAGGACCCGCAAGCAGCCUGGAAAGCCGACAAGAACGUGUUCGUGACUCCCCGGUUCUCCAUCAGGAGCCUCAGGAACCUCGUGUAGAUGCCCCUCCUCACACUUCCUCAGCGAACAAACUAAAUUCAACUACAAACCACGAAACCUGUAUUCCCAGUCCUCACCCACAGGACGCUCUUAUUCCAGGCAGUGACCCUCUCGAGCACGCUCCUCCUUCUCCAGAUGUUCACGAACCAAAUGCUCCAGAGGAGCUUGCAGAAACCCGCCCGAGAGCUUUACCGGUCCGAGAAACAUCACUAAACGAACAACGAGGUUCGUCAACUCCCAAGCGGCAUCAAGAUGACGAUACCGUGCAUGAUCUAGCUGCAUGUGCACGGGUAACUGAAAGGGAACGGGAACCCCUGGUAGAUCCCACCUCUUGCUCUCCAUCCUUCUGCUCCCUGCCAUCGACCGCAACAUUUUCAGAAGGUGUGAACCCCAGGAAGCGCAGCAGAUCCUUUACCCUCAGCCCAAAGGCCUCAAAGAUGAGGCGGACUAACCUGUGGUCUGAUCCAACCUCUCAGAACUGUGGUGUUAACGUCAGUUUCGACGAUGUACACAGACACGUGAUCAGCGGACGCACAGAGGCUAAUGACGUUAUUGCACAUAAGCUCGAAACCGCAGAAAAACCAUCACUUGUCACCACGGUAACUCCAGAGGAUCACUGGUCUUUCCAGAACGAUCAGCAGGUCUCUGAAACGUAUCCAGACGCCGCCGCCCGUGACGUCUCGUCGGAACUCGGUCCUCCUCAGCUGUACCCUUUCUUCCACGACGACGUCUACCAAAAUCAGCUGCCGUUCCUUGACCCUCCUCAACUCGCCCCUAGUGUUCCCUUUCCUUCUGCGCAUACGACCUCCAGCGCUUCUCUCCCGUCUCCGUCUCUUUCGUCCAUCCGCAUCGAGUCCGCGCUUGUCCCGGACACGUUUUCCCCCGCUUCUUCCGAAUCGGGUUGGGAUUCCGGCCUCCUGUCGCGGUUCGCGCCGCCAGUUCACCUCCAGCCCAAAGGGGGACGCUGUGAGCUGGACUUGGGUUUGCUUCUGCAAAGUUCGUGUGCCGGGACGCAGGACGGAAGCUACGCGUCACACCUGUGUUCCGUGUUGCAGCCCGCCGCUGCUGUCGGAGAUCCGAAUACCAUCUACUGGCCGAUGGAGACCGUGGACAGGCGGAUAAUUCAGAGCCUGGGAGUGUAGAUGGAGCGCAGUAAUAAUAAUGAUCCAAAUCCUGCUGACAGAUUUGCAGAGCAGCAGCACUUAGGACACGUUAGACUCUCCUGGGGGCGUAAACAUGUUUGCUAGGUUCAAGGUCUGCUUUGUAAACAACCACCACACCGAAGGUUCUUGACGGCUGUAGGUGUACAGCGCGCUACGUCGCACUCCGUCGAGUCAUAGCUUAGGUUUGCUUCACGUUGUGUUAGCAUGUGAAGUGUCGUGAUCACCUCAAAGCAUUUAUACUCGAGAGCAUUAUCAUGCUAGCUAGCACAUAACUCGGGCGUUAUUGAGCGUUAGCGUAGACUGUUCAGGAAUACGCUCUCCACAUCUUCUCUGCCUUUUGGUCAUCAUAAAACCUCUUUUCACAAGCAGCGCCGGGAGAGCGCGUAUUUAAUGAAGUACCGCUGUAGGGGGGGAGGGGGGCGUCAGGCAAUUAGCUUAAGUGCUGCACCUGGACGUGUUCCCGCUAAUACGGUAGUGGAUAAAGUGAAGUGGAGUCAGUGCUGGACUCCUGGACAGGGCAGAGCGGAACGGUGACCGGAGAAUACGUCGGCGUAAAUGCACCGGAUUUUUGAGGAACUUUUUUUUAUGAAGUUCUACACACAGUCUUUUAAAAAUACUACUACUAUUUUUUUUUUUGUUUGUUUGUUUGUUGUUUUUUUGCUGUCAAUCAAAAGUAUUUACACAAACACUUUGGCCGCAGGCGUGAAAUAAACAUCUGCCGAAUCGUUUCUGAGCUUUUAAAAGUGAGACGCUUUUCUUUCUUAAGCUGAAUCCACCACGCUGAAGGAGCAGGACCACUCGUCACGCGUCUCAACACCUCCGUCUGUUUUUACUUUUUUAAACUCCACAUCAUGUCUUUUGGUUUAUUUUGAUUCAUUUAGUUAGAAAUUUUAUUUUAUUUCUUUUUGUCUGGGAAUCUUUUAUGAUGUUCACUACAACCUAAACCUGGGUUGCUUUUAUGAAUUAAAAAAAAAUCUGCUCA